AUGUAUGGUAGUGCUGGUUUGACUAGUAUUGCUGGUGUGUAUAGUAGUGUUAGUGUGUAUAGUAGUACUGGUGUGUCUAGUAUUGCUGGUGCGUAUAAUACUGCUAGUGUGUAUAUUAGUACUCCUGUGUCUGGUAUUGCUGGUUUGUGUAGUAUUGCUCGUGUGUCUACUACUAUUGCUGGUGUGUAUAGUAGUGGUGGUGUGUCUAUAGUAGUUAGUGUUGGUAGGGUUUAUGGAGGGUUUGGUGGUCGUAGUGCCGCUGGUAGUAUUAUUGAUGUUGCAUGUGCGAAUAAUACCACUCUUGUUCACGAUCCCGAGAGUUUUGCUAUCCUUUACAAUAAUUUGUACAUCUAUAUGAUUGCUGCUGGUGGCGCCGGGAAUAUCGUACUGCUGCUGCUGCUGAUUGUAGUGGUAUUAUUACUAUUAAUAUCAGCACCACCAACAUCAGUGGCACAAACGUUGCGUGAGAGAGUGUUCGCUUCCAUGUGCUGCUGCUCCUGGAGUUUUUUGUCUCGCAUUGCUGGAGCAGAGGAGAAGAGUACUACUUCUAAUGAAAGCAACCGCAGCAGUUGUGACCGCGAGACUGACAGCAUCAGAACCGAUGGGGAGGGUGAGAGCGAUCGUGACCCAGUGGACUCCAUUCAAUCGGAUGCCUCUUCUUCUUCUUCAGUCGAAGAAAUGGAGGAAAGCGGUACCAACAAACCGAAAAGAAGAAUCAGAUAUGCGGCUAAUUCGGCGGCAGGUCGUCGUGCACUGGAGCGAAUGCAUCGCCGCCAAGCAGCAAGCAGAAAACAGCAACAACGUGAAGAAGGUCUUCUUCAGAAGAGAGAUAAAGAGAAAGAAAUAGCGAAAACGAAGUUGCUAAUAGCCGCAGAAGAGACACAACUGAGCAGACUGAAAAGCAAAAAAGCAAAAUUACUGGAGACAACAAAAGUUAAUUCACUGUUCACCUCAUCUGAAGAAGAAGAAGAAAAUGAUAGAGACAGUGACAGUGGUGGUAGUCACGGUGGGGGCGGUGGAAGUAAUAGUAGUAGUGAUCGUGGUGGUGGUGGUGAAGAAAUUGUACGCGUGAAGGAUAUGAAGGCUGAAGAGCAGGGAGAGGGGAAUACGUGUUGCAGUAUCAGUACGAGUGACGGUGGGGAAGAUGGAGAGAUGAGUACUGUAAGAGAAGAAAGAAAGAAAGUUUCGGCGACCACAAAAAAAGUGACUUUGCCUGCUUCUUUCAAAAGGACAGAAGAAAUCAACAGCUCCUCAUCAACAUCACUCAACUCGAAGAAAGGGUGUGCUGCAUCUGAAGCACAAGAGAGAAAGACACUACAGAAGCAACAAGGGCAAAAGAAGCUGCAACAGCAGCAGCAACAGCAGCAGCAGCAACUGACGAGUUUCGUGUGUUUGAGGAAGGGGUAUCAAGGCGAGAACAGAGAGAAGGAAGAAGGAGGUCCUGCCGGUAACGAUGAAGUAGACUGUGAAGCUAAGAAAAAAGAACGAAUGAAUGAUAAUGAGGAAAAAAGUAUUCAGCACCACCAAAAGCAACAGCGGCAGCAACAGCAGCAGCAGGAGCAGCAGCAGCAGCAACCCAAGACAGGGUCUCUGUUUGCAUGUGUCGUUAGAAAGAGCACCAACGAUAUACGCUCUCCAUUUUUCGAUCCUGCAUUAUUGAAACCGGCAACACUCUCAACAAAUCUUCCCCACCAGACGUCUUCUACAAAAGCAAAAGAAACAAAGCAGCUCACACCUACACUCGAGAAGUUCAUAGCGCGCUGGCAGCACUGUGUUCAGUUAUCGAAGAGGGCUAGUGGCCGCACUGCAGUAGCCCGAAUAUACGUGAAUGUAUAUAUAUUUGAAACGCUGAGCGACACGUGGGGCGCAAUUGAAGACAUGAAGAGGUCUGGCGGUGCAGGAAGUAGUAGGAGGCAAACAGUUCUUCUCGCAAAUGUUUUUCGCGUACUUCUCUACCAUGCCCCUAACACACUUGUGAAAGCUGUCUAUCUCUGUUUGAAAAGAAUACUUCCAGACUACAUGGGUGUAGAGUUGGGAGUUGGAGAGAGUCUCAUAAUGAAGGCUAUGGCUGAAACAUACGCUCGUACUGAAGUUCAAAUCAAACGAGAGUUACAGCAUAAUGAGGAUUUGGGUAAUGUUGCUGAGCAGAGUAGCUGUCGAAUGCGUGUGCUUUUACAACCGGAGCGUUUGACUAUUGACGGUGUGUAGCGCUGCUUUCUUACGUAUCGCGAAUGCACGGGAAAGGACUCUCAGCAACGUAAAAAAAAUCUGCUCACUCGUUUACUCGUUGCUGCAAAACCCCUCGAAGCGAAAUAUAUCGUUCGUCUGUUGCAGCAGCAUCUUCGUACUGGAGCUUCUACUGCAACCGUCUAUCAGGCACUGGCGCAUGCAUGUUUUCUAACGAAGUGUGCAUCAGAACACGGUCUUCAAAAUAUGGAGCAGAGUGUACGUCGUGCAUUGUGCGAGGUCGCGAAUGUUGAAGUGGUGAUAGAGAAACUUCUGCAGCGAGCAACACCCGAAAAUUUGAACGUACUCUGCCAAUUGACUCCAGGCAUACCACUGCAGCCAAUGCUCGCCAAGCCUUCGCAUGGUUUCGACGAGGUCCUGGAGCGACUGCGGGAGCAUGCAUUCACGUGUGAAUAUAAAUAUGAUGGGGAGCGUGUGCAGAUUCACGUUCUUUCUCCUUCUUCUCGAGCGUAUAGUCAGACACCUCCCUUGGUACAAAUUCUGCCUGGUCCUACCAACAACAGCAGCAGCACCGGCAGUAGUAGUAGUAGCAGCACGGCAUCAGGAAGUUCCGUACUGGGUCCAGCACUGCAGAUAGAAGAAGGGAGUGUUUCUCCUUCCGCAAGAAAAGGAGAGCAAAGACGUGUACGGUUUUUCAGUCGGAGACUUGAAGAUGCAACAGGGAAAUACCCAGACGUUGUGAGAAUGUUAAUGCAGCAGUUACGACCGGGAACAAGAGAGUGCAUAUUAGAUGGAGAGAUAGUAGCGUAUGAUCCAGAGCAACAGCGCAUUCUGCCCUUCCAGACGCUGACACGAAGAAAACGAAAAACAGUAGUAACUCCUGCAGGGACGAAUAGUACUAGUAGUAGUAGUGGUGGCAAUAGUAGUAACAUCAUCACCACCCUUGCAACCCCACCCGAAAUUACUGUUGCGGUCUUUAUAUUCGACUGCAUGCAGUUCAACGGGCGCUCCCUACUCGAAGAAUCACUUGAAGAACGCCGAAAAUAUGUUGCAGAAGCUCUAUGGCUUACACCCUCAUCUCUACCGUCAUGGUGCCGUAUAUAUAGGGCUGCACACAGAGAAGUUCAAGAUGCACAAGCAUUCGAGGAUUUUCUUAAUGAGGCUCUCGAUGCGAACUGCGAAGGGUUGAUGGUGAAGUCGUUGCGCGAAAACGCAUCGUAUGAACCUUCGAAAAGAUCCCUCAAUUGGCUUAAAGUAAAGAAAGAUUACAUUGAGGGACUGACAGACUCAGUGGACCUCGUCCCCAUCGGCGCUUUCUACGGAAGGGGUAAACGCAGCGGUACAUAUGGGACGUAUUUGCUGGCAGUUUAUAAUCCAGACGCAGAGACGUACGAGUCUGUUUGUAGAACAGCAACGGGUUUUUCGGAUGAGGCCUUGCAGCAGCAUCAGGCUGCUCUCAGCCUGCGAAUUAUCGAUAAGAAGAAGCCUUACUAUCAUGUCUCGGACAAAAUGGAGCCCGACGUCUGGUUCGAACCAUGUCAAAUUUGGGAGUGUCGCGCAGCCGAUCUCUCCAUAUCGCCUGUUCAUACGGCUGCCCUUGGCGAAAAGGCUCCAGACAAAGGCAUUGGGCUGCGAUUUCCUCGUUUCCUACGAGUACGAGAGGAUAAGGCACCCGAGCAAGCGACUACUAGCGCACAGAUCGUAGAUCUAUUCGAAAGUCAAUUCCGGAAACCAAGACCCACUGGAAGCAGCACUACUACGGGAAUGCGUAGCACAAGUGCAUUGAAGAAUGAGACGUAUGAUCGAGAAGAAGGAGACGAGGACGAAGGGGGUGUUAGUGACUCGACUGAUGGAGAGGUAGCGGUUGCUGCAGCUGCUGAUGGCCGUGCUGCUGAAUGA
Messenger RNA from Ochotona princeps (American pika), 4086 nucleotides. Its product is annotated as DNA ligase 1-like. Gene Ontology annotation, cellular component: mitochondrion; nucleus. The record is from RefSeq and is a predicted model, not a curated record. Gene Ontology annotation, molecular function: ATP binding; DNA binding; DNA ligase (ATP) activity. Gene Ontology annotation, biological process: DNA recombination; lagging strand elongation; DNA biosynthetic process. Lineage: Eukaryota; Metazoa; Chordata; Mammalia; Lagomorpha; Ochotonidae.